AGUGAAGCAUCGUCAGCGAGAAUCGCCUUGACAUCGCCAGUGGGCCACGACACUCUCCUCCCCGGCAUUAGACACCCAUGACCAGGCCGUCGCCUUUUUUGGAGCCGGGUCUUCGGACCUCGGCGAACUCUCUCGCCAUUGUCGGUCUGUCGCGCGACAAUUACCAGCCCAUCACCCUUGAGCUGUCCGCUGGAGCUGUGGACGGAUACGCAGAGGGCGCAACACUCAACACGAGGUUCGGGUCGUUCCCUCACUCUACCCUCAUUGAUGUGCCGUGGGGGUCGCAGGUUCGCGCGUCAGUCGUCGACACGGGAUCGCGCGGGCGCAAGCGGAGAAGGGACGACGUGGAGAGCGAGAGCACACCCAUGCCAAGCCAUGACGAUACCGAUGACAAGCCCCCGGCGCAACAAGCCCUCGCGAAAGCGGUGACCGCAUCCAGUGGCUUCAUCUAUCUUCUGCGGCCCAGCCCUGAGCUGUGGACGAGUGGCCUCCCGCAUCGGACGCAGGUUGUCUACACACCCGACUACAGCUACGUCCUCCAGCGCAUCCGAGCUAGGCCAGGUACGCGCCUAAUAGAGGCGGGUGCUGGCAGCGGCAGCUUCACGCACGCCUCUGCGCGUGCGGUGUACAAUGGAUACCCUCGGAGCGAUACAGACAAGAGGGGCAAGGUCUUUAGCUUCGAAUACCACCAGCCGCGCUUUGAGAAGAUGCAAGAGGAAACUAAGGACCACGGCCUCAAUGGCAUCGUCCACAUCACGCAUCGCGACGUGUACCAGGACGGAUUUUUGAUAGACGGCACGUCGCCUCAGGCCACGGCGAUUUUCCUCGAUCUGCCUGCCCCUUGGGAAGCGCUGCACCACUUGUCAAGAAAAAAGAUUCACAAGGGAGGGAAGCCCGACGACAGCGACGGUGCCUGGGAGUCAGCCUUGGAUCCGAAGCAGAGCGUCCACAUCUGCACUUUCUCGCCAUGCAUUGAGCAGGUCACAAGGACGGCCCUAGAGCUUCGCACUUUGGGAUGGACCGACAUUGACAUGGUGGAAAUAUCCCACAAGAGAAUUUCCGUCAUGCGGGAGCGAGUUGGGAUCAACUACACGAGCGAACGCGGCAUCAACGCCACGCCUGCCGACGUAACCGAAGCGGUCAAGAAGCUCAAGAGCGACCUCAAGCGGACGCAUGAGUUCCACAAGGGGCACAAGCCCGAUAGCGUCUCCGAGUCAUCCGACACCAAAAUGGACACGGACGAUGGUGCCUCAAAGCUUGAGAAGAACGGAGGCGACGAUUCAGUGGCGCCAAGCGAGCCCCCGCUCAUGCAGGGCCGCGUCGUUCACCGCACCGAGAAUGACCUCAAGACACACACGUCCUACCUGAUGUUUGCCGUCUUACCGCCGGAGUGGGACGAGGAGGCAGAGGCCGCGGCUUUGGCAAAGUGGCCCUGCGGUCAGGAGAAGAAGACGAUCGGAAAUCUGGACAAGCAGGCGCGGAAGCAGGAGAAGAGGGAGAUGUUGGCGAGCAAGAAGUCGAAGAAGCAGAAAGUGCAUGAUACCCCGGCACCGGCGUCUACAUGAAGCCUUGUGGCAGAAAUAAACUUUCAAUUGGUCUUCGAGCCAGCGUCCGACAAAUACUACGUGUUGAUGGCAAUUUCAAUGGCUUUCAUUCGCCCUGCAGACGGACCAGAAGCUUCUUGGCCGCCUUACCCUCAGCAUAGUACUUGAUGGCAUCGACCAGCGCCCCCCAGCCGGACUCGUCAAACACAUCGAACUCGAUGGGCCCGAGCGUGCCCUUGGCGACAUGCCCCUCGAGAACAGGGACCAGCUUGGCCGUCUCUUCGCUGAUGUGCCUGCCAAUGUCGGUGUCUCGGCCGAGCAUGCCGAUCCUGACCUGGUACUCGUUGAUGCCGGCCGGGACGGUGUAGUUAUUGCUGUCGACCCAUGAGCGUCGCUCGUCUUUGACCUGGGGCAUAGGACGGAGAGACUUACACAUUGUCCGUGGUGCUAAAGAACUUGGCCUGCGCAGUGGACUCGGCGAGGAUCUUGAAUCCCGCCUCGUGUGCCUGCCCGCUGCUGUCCCACACGAGGCCGACCUUGCCGCCGGUGAUGGACUUGACCUCGGCGGCCUGCUCAUCGGGCGAGGCGCGGUUGCUGAAGGCGGCUUCGGCGCCGCUGGCUAGGACUUUCUGAGAGACGGAC
This is a messenger RNA of Purpureocillium takamizusanense, 2186 nucleotides long. RefSeq names its product Guanidinoacetate N-methyltransferase (gene TRM61). Gene Ontology annotation, biological process: tRNA methylation. The coding region runs from base 78 to 1565 and encodes 495 amino acids. Lineage: Eukaryota; Fungi; Ascomycota; Sordariomycetes; Hypocreales; Ophiocordycipitaceae. Gene Ontology annotation, cellular component: nucleus; tRNA (m1A) methyltransferase complex. The transcript has a single exon. The record is from RefSeq and is a predicted model, not a curated record.